AGUUUCGUUGUAUCGUUUGCCGAGGGAGGUUGUGUGAUGCGUAGGCAACCGCAGCUUUGUUGACAUACGUGUUUUUAAAAGUGUUUGUGGUUUUAUUUUUGUGGGAACUAUAUUAUUGUUUUCUUGAUUUCUGGAUUAUCUCUCUUGUGUUCAAGAUGAUGAAACAUGUGCAGCUGUCUCCUUACAGGAGCAGAGCUGACACAGUGUCUCUCAGUUCAACGGUUUCGUACGGCAGUCUCAGUCCAGAACCACUGGGAAGCAGGUCAUCCAGUUAUUCGUCGUUGAAUGAAUCUGUACAGACUACAAUAAAAGUGUACGCCAGAUGUCUACGUCCCGAUAUUGAAUACAAAACCCUCAGCAUCACUUUUCAAACGACCUGUAAGGAAGUUGUGGCGACGUUGCUAGGAAAAUACAAGAUGAAGCACAGAGAUCCGAAGCUGUUUUAUCUUUCUAUGGAAGUCACGGUGAGGAAAGCUGGUGUGAAGACGCAUUUGGCGUUGGACGAAGAAGCUAGACCUGCCGUGCUUCAGAGCUGCCAUCCUAAAGGAGAUUCCAAGUUCUCCCUUCAAACCCGCCGUGGAGGACUAGUAAAAAUCUACGAUUCAGCUUUGAACAACAACUCCCAGUACAAGAGUCUCCUGAUAAGUGCCAGAACGACAUCAGAUGAAGUCAUCUCCUUGCUGCUGACUUGUAGCAACAGCAAGGAGAGAGUAGAGCAGUUUUCCAUCUAUGAAGUCAACACGGAUCGAGAACAACAAAGGAAACUACACCCAGAUGACAGGCCUCUUCAGGUUCAACAGACGUGGCUUCCAUCCCACCAGUGCCAUUUCCUCAUCAGAAGGAAUCCUGAUUACUUGCCGUUAUCUAGACGAAAGAUAUUCUGGGUGUCAGAACUGCCUCCUUUGCCGGUUUCCCGAACGUUCAGAACGUCACAGCCCAUCUCCCUGCCACACACUCACACUAGCAACAGCAACAACAAUAACUCCUGCAAUAGUUUAAUACCGUUUUCCCGAUCUCACCAAUCAACAACGCCCUCCACCGAAAACCAAAGCGAGGAAAAACUAAAACAAAGUGAAAAACCCAAACAAAAAGACGCUACCGUUGUGAAAAACAAAAACUCCAACUUGAAAAUCUGGAGCAGUAGUUCGCAACUUUCCAAAAGUGAUAGUGAACAGUCAUAUGCGGACUACGAAAACUAUUUUUAUAUUUAAUUUUUUGGUACCUAGAUCUUUGACAAGCUCGAGAUAUUAUGGGUUAUUUCUAUAUUGUCGUCUUCACGUAAUAUAUUAAAGUUGACGUCAUGCUAUCAUUGUUCUAACCUCAAAAGAUAACUGACUAUCAUUACUAUGAUUUAUACACCUGAGAUAACUCAUACUCAAGUCAAAUUGCUUUAUCCUCGAGCUUGCCUUUGAAAUAGACAAUUUUGUAAUAUUAUUUUUGUUAUGAUUUGUUUUUUUGUAAAAUUUUGUAUAUAUUCUACGUGUGUUAUCUAGUUUUUUAUGUGAUAUGCAGCUUGACGUUUGUUUUGAAACCAAAGAAUCUUUAUUGGCAGCUAUUCAAAAAUGUUUUGUGUACUGUGGAUCAUUCUUCCAAAAUACAUCAAAAGUUGUUCUUUAUCUAUUGAUAUUCUGUCUGUAAAUUUAUAUAUCUACUUUUUGAAAAAAAAAACUUUUAGCCUAAUUGUAUUAGAAAACGUCUGCAAAAUGUUUAUAUAUCUAUAAAUGACAUGUAAAUACUUCAUACGGGUGUUGUUAGUCCCGUAGAAUUUUUGUUACCAUUAUUUUUUUUUAUCACUUUUAGAAAGUUAUCAAAACAUGCACAUAGGAAUACAAAUACCUAGGGAUACUGUUAUUAUAAUUCUCAUGUAAAAGUGUGUAACCUCAAAUGUAUUGUCCCUACUAGUUAUACUAUUUACAAUACACUAUCUCUUAUGUUACCCUCAUCUUAUUCUUUAUUCAAGUAUCUUGAGCUAUGAAUGUUUCAUUUAACUCUGUUUUUCAAUAGAUACCAUUUUGUACUUAAAUAAUACUAACGAAAGAUUAAAUUUAGCUCAAAAUUUCUUUUUCCUGGCUCAUUCUUACUAUUUAUAUAUUUAUUUUCUUUUGUUUUGUGAGCAUUCAGGUUUUUUUGUGCUGGCACCACUUGUUUUAAAAAAUAAUAUGUUUCUGUUAAGAAUUUAAUUAAUAUGUUAUUUCCCAUAGUGUAAUGCACCUCACGAGGAGUUCAACAAACGAAUGUAAUUCUCCCGUAAACGAAAAUUUAUCAAAAAUAAUUCAUUGACACACAAAGAACUCAUUUUCUCGAAAAAAUAAUAACCUCAAAUGUAUCACACCUACUAGUUAUACUAUUUACUAUAGAGUUAUAAAAUUUAUUGAGUUAAAGUCAAUGUAAAGCUAUUGAUAAAAAAGAAUCUUUUAGGUCUUUGCUAGUACUGGAAAAUGUGUCUGUGAAAUAAUUUCGAUGAAUAAACAAUAAAUAUAACUGCUUGGUAAUUCUAUCAUUGUUCAGUCGAUGAAUUUUAUCUCGGUGAGCUGCAUAGAUGUAGUAUUUCUUAAUGUUUUAUCAUCAGCAAUUCUGUGUAUUUUCUUUUUAAAACUUAACGUCUUCUUCUUAACUGACAUGUGUAAUAAAGAAUAAUCUACUAAAAUGCUUAGCCAAAGAGUAUUUUUAAGGUGUGUUUGGGUUUCAAAAUUAUAGUGCAAUUGCUGUGGAGAGAAAAAGCCGCAGUGCCUCUUGUAUGAUACGGAAUGAGUGAAUAAUUUUAAUGUUUGUGUCAAUUAGGAAGAUAAUUUAUUAGGUAUACUAAGGGGAUCCACUAAUCUUUUACUUUUUUGUCACUUCUUUUCUGUAAUUGAAUAUUGCUUCUAGGUCCACAAAAAGUAGAGUAAGUUUGAAGAUUUGUGGUUCCUGCUGUAACAAAUUUUAUAUUCUUUAAUAGAAAUACAGAUGUUUAUUACAUUAUUCAUUUAUAGAAUAUAAAAGUUGAAUAUUGAGUUGUAUAUCAGUGUUGUAUGUGUAUUUUAUGUUAAACCAAAGAAUUGUGUAUUUUGUAAAUAUGAAGUAUUGUCAAUGAUAUUGUGUAAUAAAAAAUUGUCUUUUUUU
Diabrotica balteata is the source of this 3102-nucleotide messenger RNA. NCBI's taxonomy places the organism in Eukaryota, Metazoa, Arthropoda, Insecta, Coleoptera, Chrysomelidae. The record is from the annotation of a GenBank genome assembly.